AUGUUAUGCGUCGGUCCGUUUGUGUUGCUUCUGAUGACGUUUAAUGCAAGCCAUCGCCAAGUUAUCAUUUGCGGAGGAUUUGUUUCUGCUCUGUCGACAUUGGCGAGCUUUUUUGCUCAUAAUGUCGAAGUUCUUUAUGUUACGUAUGGAAUUCUUUCAGGCACUUUCGUCGGAAUAUCGUACUUUGCCGGUAACACCAUUGUUGGAUGUUAUUUUAAGAAGAAACGAACCGUGGCUGUAGGAAUCGCUCAGAGUGGAACUGGAGUUGGUGCAUUUGCCCUUAAUUAUUUAUUAGAACGAAGCAUUUUCUUUUACGGUAUGAGAGGAACAUUUUUAUUAAUAAGUGGCUUGCUUUUAAACUUUCUUGUCUAUGGUGCUUUAUGUCGGCCGCUUAAGACUGUCAACACAGAGAAGAAAAUGAAAGAUGUUAUGAAGAAUCCCGGCAUGCAAUUGCUACUAAUUAUUUACUUUUUUUGGACAGCGGGUGAAUGUGUUAUACUCUAUCUUCCGGCAAAAGCUGUCAAUGUUGGGCUCACACGUGAACAAGGAGCCUUGACAAUGUCCAUCUACGGUGCAGUCUUCAUGCUUAGCCAAAUUGUUGUUGGAAUUCUUGCUGACCUGAUUCACAUCCCUCAAAGCUAUCUUCUAAUGUCUUCAUUGCUUGGCAUGGCAGCCACUUCUUUUGCCUUUACAUUCUGCCAUUCAUUUCCUUGGUUCGUUCUAUGCACAUCUCUUUUCGCCAUUUUCCAUGGAUUUACCUUUCCCCUGCGGGUUGUGCUUGUAUCUUCAAUUUUGGGAGUGAGGAACUUGACCAAAGGAUAUUCCCCUUUAUGCCUUAUGAUUGGCCUGACUUAUAUCAUCGACACGAUAAUAACAGGUAAGUGA
This is a messenger RNA of Acanthosepion pharaonis, 885 nucleotides long. NCBI's taxonomy places the organism in Eukaryota, Metazoa, Mollusca, Cephalopoda, Sepiida, Sepiidae. The record is from the annotation of a GenBank genome assembly.